UUCACAACCGUAAACCGUUAGAACAAAAACAUGUUCUUUAACUUUUUCUUUUGUUUUCAUUAACCUCUAUUAUGUGUAUAAAAAAUUUUAAUUAUUUUAAUACAAUUUCAUUUAAACAAAUUAACAAUAAUGAACUUCAAAGACUGUUUGUAAUAUAUCUAUUAUUACGAAUAUAAUCAUUAUAGUCUUUCAAUGAUCAUAACCUUACUUUUAGGUUAUAAAUAUAAUGUAAAUAACACAAAAAUUAAAUUAUUAAAUUUACAUUAGAGAAAAGUUUCUUUUUUAUAAAAAAAUCAACAAGUUCCGCGUGCGCAAACUCGUGUGUUCUGUUUUUUGGCAGUUCAACAAGCAAGUCAAGUCCAGGUAUGUCUUUCCGAGUGGUUCGCAGUAGCAAGUUCCGCCACGUGUACGGAACAGCUUUAAAACGAGAACAGUGCUAUGACAAUAUUAGAGUUUCCAAGUCUUCCUGGGAUUCCACAUUUUGUGCGGUCAAUCCCAAAUUUCUCGCCAUUAUCGUCGAAUCGGCUGGAGGCGGUGCUUUCAUAGUUUUACCUCAUAAUAAGGUCGGUAGGAUAUCGGCAGAUCAUCCACUAGUUGGAGGGCACAAGGGACCUGUUUUGGAUAUUGCGUGGUGCCCGCACAAUGACAAUGUGAUAGCGUCAGGCUCUGAAGACUGUGUAGUGAAAGUUUGGCAGAUUCCCGAUGGAGGAAUAUCGAGAACUCUCACGGAAUCGGUGGUCGAUCUUCAACUUCAUCAGAGGAGGGUGGGUCUAGUUUUAUGGCAUCCAACAGCCCUGAAUAUAUUGCUCACAGCGGGCUCAGAUAAUUUAGUUAUCAUUUGGAACGUGGGCACUGGCGAGUCACUAGUGCGAAUAGAUUGUCAUCCGGAUGUUGUUUAUUCCGCGUGUUGGAAUUGGGAUGGCUCACGACUCGUUACCACGUGUAAGGAUAAAAAAAUUCGCCUCCUCGAUCCAAGAUCGGGAAAAAUUCUCGAGGAGGCUGUCGCGCAUGAGGGAAGUAAAGCGACACGUGCAAUAUUUCUCAGGGGCGGUUUAAUAUUUACGACCGGCUUCAGUAAAAUGUCGGAAAGGCAAUAUUCACUGCGAGCACCGGAUAUGUUGUCCGAACCAAUAGUAAUGGUAGAAUUAGACACUAGCAAUGGAGUUAUGUUUCCACUUUACGAUCCCGAUACGAAUUUGGUGUUUCUCUGUGGUAAAGGCGAUUCGGUGAUUCGUUAUUUUGAAAUAACGCCCGAACCACCAUUUGUACAUUAUAUUAACACUUUCCAAACGCCCGAUCCUCAACGGGGAAUCGGAAUGAUGCCAAAACGCGGAUGCGACGUAAACAGUUGUGAAAUCUCGAGAUUUUAUCGACUUAAUAAUUCGGGAUUCUGUCAAGUUGUCUCAAUGACUGUUCCAAGAAAGUCUGAAUUAUUUCAAGAAGAUUUGUAUCCUGAUACGCCGGGUGACACAGCAGCGAUAUCGGCGGAAGAGUGGGAAGGCGGUCAGGAUGCUGAACCAGUGCUCAUUUCCCUUAGGGACGGCUAUCAGCCGACAGCCUCGAAAAACGAUCUCAAAGUUAAUAAAAAGGCCAAUUUACUUAGUAAAGGAGCUAAAGUUCAAUCGGGUAAUUCAAGCGCACCUAUUGGACAAGUAUCUGAGGAAAUAAUAAAGGAGUUCGCCGAGGAAAUUAGAAAAUUAAAAGCAGUAAUUCUAAAACACGAGGGACGAAUUCGAGUUUUGGAGUCGGCAAUGGCGUUGCAAAUGAAAGAAGAAGAAAGAAGUGAAAAACGUCCCUCAUCACCACCGACGGAUAAAGAAUUACUUGCAUCAGACGAGGUUUGAUUGACUUAGUAUAAUAUUUUUUUUUUUUUUUAAAUAGCUUUAAAAUAAAAACAACGAACUCAUUUAAUUGUGAAAUAAAUAAAAAAAAAUUGUCAUAUUAUAUUUUGAUAUGAUACUUUGUGUAAAUAUUAGGAUUUAGCAUUUUUAGCGUGCUUAAUGAAUCGUCGAUAAUUUUCAUUAUUUAUAUAGACCAUCUCUGAAUCCUCGCAUUUUUUUCAGUAUCGCAAAAAAAAAAAGAAAAGAAAAA
Molecule: messenger RNA, 2091 nt
Organism: Leptopilina heterotoma
Lineage: Eukaryota; Metazoa; Arthropoda; Insecta; Hymenoptera; Figitidae
Gene: coro
Product: coronin-6
Exons: 6
Coding region: 366-1844 (492 amino acids)
Biological process (GO): actin filament organization
Molecular function (GO): actin filament binding
Source: RefSeq, a predicted model, not a curated record